AUGCCCUCAGGGAUUACCCAUGACACAGGCUCCCGGAGGGCUGUAAUCUAUUAUUUUUUUAUACGCCCCAGCUUACUUAGAACUAGUAGCCGCAAGGUGAAGCUAACCUAUCUAGGAGAUGAAUUAAUUCUGCCGGUAAAAUACCAAGCAAAAACUCAUUUGCCCGAUGGCCGCAAUAGUCCGCCGUACUCGGUGAACAAACAGCACGGCCCGUGGCUAAGGAUGCUUCAGGACUUGCUUCGCCAAAUCCCGUGUUUGGGCGGCACAGAAAAGGGCAAAUUGACGACAAGGUACCAUCUCGGCGAAUUGAAAUGCCAUGGAGGUGACGUCGUGAGGGAGUUAGCUCGCAUGAUUCCAAGUCGAAGGUGUCCUCGGCGACUCGCCGGCGGAAAGUGCACGGGUCGGAAGUGUACCGAAUACACAGUAUGCGGGAGGCGAUCAAACCACUUCACUUCGGCUAAAUUGAGACCAAUUCAGUCGGUUAAUUUGUGGUUCUUCAUCCUCUACCUGCAUUGCUCAUCUGUCACGAUGCUCCUUCAUCAAGUGGUGGCCGUUGUGGCUCUGACAGUCGCCGAUCUUGUUAAUGCCACAUCAAAGCAAGAGCCAUCGUUUGCUCCCUCCCUCACCCGUUGGACAAACGGUCCUCACCUGGCCGUCGACUAUUAUCCUUCGCAAUGGCCAGAAUACAUGUGGGAACACGACAUCGCUCAAAUGUCCGGGGCCAACAUCUCAUUCGUGCGGAUCAACGAAUUUGACUGGGCCAUUCUAGAACCUGCAGAGGGGCAGUACAAUUUCACUCUUCUUGACAAAACGCUGAAUUUGCUGCAACGGUAUCACCUCAAAGCGAUCAUCGGGACACCAACGGCAGCACCGCCUGACUGGCUCUACCAAAAGUAUGACAUUAGCUUUGUGGACUACACCAAUGCUACCAAGCUUUUCGGUUCGCGUCGAUACUAUAGCUCUUCCUCGCCUGACUAUCGUCGAAUGAGCCAGAGGAUUACGCAGAAACUGGCCGAGCGGUAUGGCAAUCAUUCCGCUGUGGCGGGCUGGCAACUAGACAAUGAGUUUGGAUGCCAUGAUACCGUGCAGAGUUACGAUCACAAUGCUAUCAAGCGGUUCAGAACAUGGUUGAAGGGCAAAUACGGCACUAUCGACAACCUCAAUGCCGCCCAGGGCCGUGUGUUUUGGUCGAACCAGUAUACUAACUUCGAUGGGAUUCACCCCCCGUUCAUGGAAGUCUACACCCCACCGCCUAGCCAUCUUCUCGACUGGUACCGAUUCAGCUCGGACAUGAUGAUCGAGUUCGCGCAGGAGCAAUCGAAGAUCCUGCGACAGUAUGCACCAACACAUUUCAUCACAACCAACAUGAUGAUGGGCUUUCUCGAGUUCGACCAUUUCAAGUUCGCCCGCGAGGUGGGACUCGAUCUUGCCACGUUUGAUGAAUAUCCACUGUCGGGGCCAAGCACAUUCUCUUGGCUCUCCCAAACAGAGCAGGCGGACUAUCUUUACACUGGUCUGCCAGAUUGGCAGGCGCUGCAUCAUGCCCUCUAUCGCGGCGUUGCGGGGGCGGCCUACAACAAAACAGCCGGCCCCUUUGGCAUCAUGGAGAUGCAACCCGGUGUUUUGAACUGGAGUCCCUACCGGGUGUCGCCCUUGAGCGGAAUGGUACGCCUCUGGACACACGAGACAUUCGCCGAUCUCGGAGACAUGGUGUCCUAUUUCCGCUGGCGGCAGGUUCCAUUUGGAGCCGAGCAAACCCUCUCCGGCUUAUUUACCUCCGACGAUGCCGCCGAUGAAGGCUUUCGCGAGGUGCAGACAUUUGCGAACGAAGAUCUCCCAGUGUUAGUGGAAGCGCUUGAUACUGACCAAUACCAAGAACAGCAAGCGGAUGUGGCUCUUGUUUUUGACUAUAUCUCCAGUCAAGUCUGGGACAUCGAGCCCUACAGUGGCACCUGGAGUCCUGACACGACCAGCUAUACCGGUACAGCCGUCAACUACCUGGAUCUCGUCUACAAAUUCUACUCCGCGCUCCGCCGCCUGGGUGUCUCCGUUGACGUGAUCUCGCCAAACCAGCCAAUCCAAGGUUACAAAUUAGUUGUGGUGCCGAGUCUACCCAUCAUUCCCAAGGCCUUCGAACAGUCGUUGGCUGAAUACAGCGGACUCGUCGUCCUGGGGCCACACACCGGCUCCCUUACAGACACCUUCAGCUAUUUGCCCGGCCUUGCCCCCGCCCAAGGGCCGAUCCGCAAUCGUCUUGCGAUGAAAGUCACCCGUAUAGAGACACCACCCGAUUACGCAGGUAACAGAGUCUCGUAUGCCGGCAAGACUUUUAACAUUUCCGGCUGGGAAGAGUGGGUAGUGUGCGCGCGGGACAACCGCACCAGUGCCGAGACCCUGAGGUACACUGCCCCGCACCGUGAAGGCAAGCCGGCGGGCUGCGCCAGCAACGGCUUUCACUACCUUGGUGUCAAUCCUACCGUCAACCUGCUCCUGUCCUAUUUGGGUGAUGUCGCCAAGGAGGCGAAUAUCACCGACUUCGCGGGACGCCAGGUCAGCGGCGAUAGUGACCUAGGACCUAACCUGCGGUUUGCGCGGAGGCGAUCUCUGCUCUGGGGUUUCAACUACGGGUUGGAAUCUGCGAGGAUUCCUGCUAUUGAGGGAGCUAGGCUGUUGAUAGGCAAUAACGGAUCUGAGAUCCCUUCGGCUGGUGUAGCUGUUUGGAGGCUGGUGAAUGAAGACGCUUGAGUGUGCUUUCGGGAUCUUCGAGGUAGUUGCGGAUAUCAAUUACUGUUCUCUCCGGACUAACAGAAACGAAAAUCCACUGUUGAGGUGUACCUCGUGAGCCUUACAUGCAACUUUUGAACUAAAG
Molecule: messenger RNA, 2869 nt
Organism: Aspergillus uvarum CBS 121591
Lineage: Eukaryota; Fungi; Ascomycota; Eurotiomycetes; Eurotiales; Aspergillaceae
Product: beta-galactosidase
Exons: 6
Coding region: 1-2745 (914 amino acids)
Biological process (GO): carbohydrate metabolic process
Cellular component (GO): beta-galactosidase complex
Molecular function (GO): beta-galactosidase activity
Source: RefSeq, a predicted model, not a curated record